Messenger RNA from Nelumbo nucifera (sacred lotus), 1664 nucleotides. RefSeq names its product transcription initiation factor TFIID subunit 13-like. NCBI's taxonomy places the organism in Eukaryota, Viridiplantae, Streptophyta, Magnoliopsida, Proteales, Nelumbonaceae. Gene Ontology annotation, molecular function: protein heterodimerization activity. The record is from RefSeq and is a predicted model, not a curated record. Gene Ontology annotation, biological process: transcription by RNA polymerase II.
UUGUCGCUGAGUCUUAUGAUUAUCUGUUCAAACCAAACCCAAUUGGGGCAUUUUUCAGAACAACAAAUACUGCCUUCCUUUCAAUUGUUUUAAGAGCAUUGUUUACACAGAGUCAGACUAAUGUGUUCAUCGUCUUUAUGCACUUGAUACGGACAUUUUCAAAGCUUUCGUAGAGACUGAUGAUGAUAUAGAAUGUUUCGAUCUUGUGUGACAAUGAUGCUACUAAAGGCAAGCAUCUUAAACGCUUGUGAUCACACUUGAGAUGUUCGAACUUCGAAGAGAGGCGUGAUUCAUUAUGCAUCAAGACAGGUGUCUCUCCCUGAAUGAAAGGACACUAAGAGGGACAGAGUGGAGAAACAGAGAAUCCCAAUCCCGUCCCAGUUCCCACCUUUAAAUUAACUCCUUUUGGAUAUCUGUAUCGUGUCUCUCCCUGCAUCGUGUGUUUUUGUACUUCUCCCUUAAAUUAACUCCUUUUGGAUAUCUGUAUCUGUAAUUCUGUACCAACCAGAAAUUUCGCUGUUUUGGGGAUUCACUACACUAGAGUUAAGGAAACGUUAGCAAGGGUUAUUGGACCAAAGCAACAAAUCCAUCUCAUUUCAAUUUUCAGGGAGCUCUCUGUUUCAACAAGUAUUUACACAAACAGUUUGUGUCAUCGAUUUUGGCUUAUUUCUUCUUUAAUGGGUUGUGGUAAUUCGGGGAGAAGAGAUGCAUAACUCAUCUACCGCACCCACUACCAAGACCAAAGUUGGAUCCUUGCUGCCGACUGACGCAUCCUUCAAGCGGAAGAGAGGCGUGUUUCAGAAAGACCUGCAGCACAUGAUGUAUGGGUUUGGAGAUGACCCCAAUCCACUUCCUGAAACAGUUACACUUGUGGAGGACAUUGUUGUUGAGUAUGUAACAGAUUUGGUUCAUAAAGCCCAAGAAAUUGCAUCUAAGAGGGGGAAGCUUUUGACUGAGGACUUCCUAUUUCUUAUCCGAAAGGAUUCGCCAAAACUCCACCGUUGUACAGAGCUACUGUCUAUGAAUGAGGAACUGAAACAAGCAAGGAAGGCUUUUGAAGUAGAUGAAGAGAAGCUGGCAAGUGCAGACUGAAAGGGGAGAACCCAGAAUGACUUCCUUUUCUCAUUUUCGCAGAGUAAUUGGAUAUGGCCACAAUUCUUCAGUGUCAUAAAGUAAUGUGUCCGUGCAACUUCUUCACUUAACAUCUGGAAAUAGAAUUUCGAAGCGCCACUUUUACAUCCUUACAAAGAAAUAUCACCUAAAAAGAUAUAUUGAAGAGGGAAAACUCGGUCUUUCAAAGUUUGGCAAGCAAACUCCAUACCGGGUUCCUUUUGUUUCUAUUGUUUUGGAAAUUUUACUUCAUUUUUCAAGUUUCAAUCCUUCUUCCCAUUCUUCCCAUCAGGUAAAAUGAAGUGCCACGCUCAGCCUCAAAGACAAAUCUAACAGGAAAGAAUACUGGGUUAUAUACUUUUUGCAAGCACACUCUAUUCCGAGUUCUUUUUACAACUUCUUAUUGCUUGUUGCAAAAUGCAAGCCAUAUUUCCAUUCUCUUUACUCAUUAUUCAUUACUAAUGUGACCACACCUUCUGAGAUAACAGGUAUCCCCAUCAGCUUCCUCAGUUUCUACAGUAAACCUAUUUCCAUGGACGCAUGCUAUAUCAACA